Molecule: messenger RNA, 6450 nt
Organism: Aspergillus campestris IBT 28561
Lineage: Eukaryota; Fungi; Ascomycota; Eurotiomycetes; Eurotiales; Aspergillaceae
Product: acetyl-CoA synthetase-like protein
Exons: 2
Coding region: 1-6450 (2149 amino acids)
Biological process (GO): amino acid activation for nonribosomal peptide biosynthetic process; secondary metabolite biosynthetic process
Cellular component (GO): cytoplasm
Molecular function (GO): phosphopantetheine binding; catalytic activity
Source: RefSeq, a predicted model, not a curated record
AUGACCAUAGAAAAAAGCCUCUGUGCGGACAUCGCCUGCCACUCCGGGUCUCGCAGCUGGCAGUUGCUGGAGUCAAGCCUAGCAUGGCCCGGGAACGUUGUCAAUGACCCUCGGAACGGCCAGGCGAUUCUGGUCCUCAGUUGGGUAGUCCUCCAACAGUACUACCAGCAGGGCAUGUCUGGUCCCGUGGGUGUGCUCGACAUCUUGACAUCUCGCAGCAAUGACUACCGUGACGGUCUCCGUGUGUUGGACAUUGCCCUUGACCAAGACCUCUCCGUUUGCGAGGAAUCAAAAUCGAUCCAGAAGCAGAUCUCAGAUUCUUCAAUCGUGGAAAAUCGACCGUCGACAAAACUCCCGGUCAUUCUUUUGUACCGCAAAGAUGAUACGCCAGCAUGGAAUGUGUCUUCCGCCGUUGGGCAACGUCGAUCCAGCAUGUAUCCACUCGUCCCCAUUUUCUUGGACUGCAAACACCGUGGUCGAAAUCUAUCUGUGAGCAUGGUCUUCGAUGAUGCAUCCAUUGGUACACCGCACUGCCAGGCUUUCCUCGACCAGUUUAUUUGGACAGUCUCCCAGGCACUGGGCCGUGGUGACUUGGCGAUCCGGGACCUCAUGCAGAUCAGCCCAACGGCACUUGAUCGCGUGUUGGAGGUCAACAAGAGGGUUCCUACGCGUCUGGAUCUCUGUGUCCAUAACAAGAUCCAAAAGUGGUGUCGCGAAUCCCCAGAGUCCCCGGCCAUUGAGUCAUGGGAUGGGGCUUUUACAUACGGUGAGCUCGACCGUCUGGCGGCAAAGCUCGCAUCCCGUCUGACACAUUCCGGGGUCGGUCCUGAGGAAUUCAUCCCAAUCUGUACGGACAAAUCAAGAUGGGCAGUGGUUGCCAUUCUUGGUGUAAUAAAGGCAGGCGCCGCGUUUGUCCUGUUGGAUCCCUCAUGGCCUUUCCAGCGGUUGCAGUCUAUAUGUCAGGAGGUCCGACCUACCAUAAUAUUGUCCUCCGAGGCGCAUGCCGACCGGUGCUCACAUCUCGCCAAUGUAAUAGCCAUCGAGCAUCUGGACCACAGCUGGUUUCCGCAGCAGAAUGCCUUCAGAUCACCGCAAGUGGAUGCCGCCAAUGCGCUGUACGUGGCCUUUACAUCGGGGUCGACUGGGCGGCCGAAGGGGGUGGUGAUCGAGCAUGGUUCGUACUGCACGGGAGCCCAGGCACAUUGUCGAGCGUUCGGGAUGGACCGUACAUCCCGAGUUUUGCAAUUUGCGUCUUACGCCUUCGAUGUCAGCAUCAUGGAGUUGCUGAGUACCCUGAUGUCAGGGGGUUGCGUGUGCGUCAUGCCAGAGGCUGCACGCACAGAUCCCGCGCUAUUUGCGCAGGGAGCUGGGGAGCUUGGUGUUACCCACGCCCUUCUGACACCUUCGUUCGCCAGGAUGCUCCCCUGGGACCAGAUGCCGCAGGUGAAAACCCUCAUACUGGGCGGCGAAAAGAUGCUCGCGUCUGACGUGGCCGCAUUCACCAGCAGAGGAAUUACCUUAUUCAAUGCCUACGGUCCGGCGGAAUGCUCGGUCAAUGCAUCCGUACAGCAGUUGGAGGUGGGCUGCCCACCAAACACCAUCGGACAACCCACCGGGGCAGUCGCGUGGAUCGUCGAUCCAGAUGAUUGCGAGAGGCUCAUGCCUACCGGGGCUGUCGGGGAGCUCCUCAUAGAAGGCCCCAUAGUAGGUCGUGGUUAUCUAAACAACGCGGAGGCGUCGAAUCGCGCGUUUAUCGAUCCGCCCAAAUGGCUACAGCUGCUACCCCGGGGUAUCAGUCAGAACAGAUUGUAUAGAACUGGCGACCUGGCAUUCCAGGAUGCAAAGGGCUCUCUUACUAUUGUCGGCCGCAAAGACGGACAGGUAAAGGUUCGUGGACAGCGCGUGGAGCUGGCCGAAGUGGAGCACCAUAUCUCUGAGAUCUUUGACGAGGUCACCGACGUUAUUGUAGAGAAAGUCCGCAACGGAAACCUUGCAGGUUUCGUCUUGCCAGGCUCCGUGCUAGCAUGCCAGGUGAAGGAAAAAGCCAUGGACUCUCUUCUUCUUAAACCAAAUUCCGCGUAUGUUGCGCGAGCUCGCUCCGUGCUGGACUGCCUGCGGCAGAGGUUACCAGCAUAUAUGGUUCCAACGGUGCUCAUUCCACUGAGAUACAUUCCACGACUGGCUUCCACCAAGGUGGAUAGACGGCUCCUUCGUCAACAUGCAGAUCAAAUGUCACCAGCUGAGUUGAAGACGUACAUUUCGGAAGACCACAAGUCUGCUCCCCUGAAUGAGGCGGAAUACGCCAUCCGAAACCUAUAUGCAGCAACCUUUGGUGUCCCCGUGGAAUGCAUCGGGAUGGAAGACACCCUCUACAGCUUUGAGGGGGACUCUAUUUCGGCCAUUAGACUGGUCGGAGCCGCGAGACAGGCGGGAUUCGAUGUGGCCAUCGGCAGUCUACUUCGUCGGUCGUCGCUGCGGGAGCAGGCGGGUGCAAUGAGAAAAUUGCUUCCUGACCCGUCCUCCAUCGCAGGGGACUUACCAUUCUCCAUGAUUGACCCAGACACCCGGACCGAGGUUGUUAGUAUAGCAGCGGAGCAAUGUGACCUCGAAGCGACCCGGAUACAAGAUAUCUACCCUUGCACCCCAAUGCAGGAAGGCAUGCUUGCGGCCUCCGUACGGACACCCGGCAAGUAUGUCGGCGAGAUUAAAUUUCGCGUUCCUAAAGAUACAGAUACGACUCGACUCAAAGCAGCGUGGCAGUUGACGGCGGAUAUGAAUCCCAUCCUUCGCACCCGAAUGAUUGAGACAGGCCGUGGCUUCUUCCAGGUGGUCGUACAAGACAAGAUCGAUUGGCUGGAGGGGGAUCCGGGGUCAGGACCUCCUGGAUAUGGUUGGAAGUAUCUGGGUGGUCCGCUAGUUUACUUUCGUCACCAGCCCCAGCAAGAGGAAUUGACCGUGGUCGUCCACCAUGCGCUCUGUGACGGCUGGUCGAUCGAGUUGCUCCAGGAGCAGGUCGAGGCAGCAUACCGGGGAAAUGCUACCCCGACCACCAAGCCCUUCAGUCGUUUUGUCCAUCAUGUCCAGACUCUUCCUGGCGCUGAGGAGUUCUGGAAGUCGCAGCUAGAAGGGUUGGAAGCCCCAACCUUCCCAACUCUACCGUCGGUAGACUACCGUCCCUGUCCUUCCGCGGAGUUUCGGCAUAUGUUGACGGAUCUGGAGAAGCCAAAAGGCGGAAAUACAUAUGCCGCCUAUCUUCAGCUGGCCUGGGCCCUUUUGGUGGCUCAUUAUACCGACUCAGAAGCAGUGGUAUUUGGCAUAACCAAUACAGGGCGUGCUGCCCCUGUCUCUGGGGUGGAAAGUUUGGUUGGACCCACCAUCGCAACAGUCCCCCUCCAAGUUCAUGUCAAGCAAGGGGACAGUGUGGACGGCAUUUUGGAUCAGAUCCAGAAUCGAGUCGUCUCAAUGCUUCCCUAUGAGCAGGCCGGGUUGCAACGCAUUGCCAAAAGCUGUCCAGACGCAGCAAAGGCCUGUGCUUUCCAAAGCCAACUACUCGUCCAACUUCAAGAAACCCCGGUUCAAAGUACUUUUCCCCUUCUCUCCGGCUCGGCAGCCACUGGUAUGUCUUACCUUCCCUUCGCAUCAUAUGGCAUCUUUCUUGCCUUCAAUGUCGGAGAGGCCAGUCGUAGCCUUGAGAUCCAAGUAAGCUAUGACCCCAAGAUUCUCAGCGCCGUUGAGGUUGGGCGGAUCGUCUUUCAGUACGAACAUAUCCUCCGACAGAUCUUCCAAUCGCCACGGAAAGUCGACAUGCCUGUCAAGGAGAUUGAAAUGAUCAGUCCGCAGGAUUCGCAAGUCCUACAAAAGUGGAAUGGAUCCAUCCCGGCUAAGAAUAAUUGUUGUCUGCAUGACCUUGUCCUGGCCCAGCACGCUUUGGAACCAAACAGGACGGCGGUCUCGUCCUGGGAUGGGGAUCUCUCAUACCAGCGCCUAAACGUGUUAUCCUCCAAGCUAGCUCACUUUCUUCACACACGUGGUGCGGGCCCAGGGUCAGCGGUGGCCAUUUGCAUGGAGAAGAGCAAGUGGUCCGUCAUAGCAAUCCUCGCUGUCUUGCGUACCGGCGGCGCGUGUGUUCUCUUGGAUCCGCAGCACCCGCGACACAGGAUACAGGAGAUCAUGGCGGACAGUGCUGCUAGCCUUCUAAUCACAUCCUCUUCAACAGCUCCGCUAACCGAUCGACUCUGUGCCAACCAAGUUGAGAUCUCUCUACAGUUCGCAGAGCAGGUAGAAGACCAGCCAUCUGACUGGGCCUCUGAUAUCCCGAUUUCGCCUCAUGAUACCGCCUUCAUCCUGUUUACAUCCGGUAGUACAGGGCGAGCAAAAGGGAUCAUCAUGCCGCAUUCAACCCUGGCGACCAGUAUCCUGCAUCACCGGGAGGGAAUUAAUGUGGGUCGUGAGAGUCGCUUGCUGCAUCACUCAUCCUUUGCAUUCGACAUGAGUAUUUAUGAGAUUUUCACCACGAUGGCUGGCGGCGGCUGCGUCUGCAUCCCCUCACAUUUCGACAGGAACAACGACAUGGCAUCAUAUAUUGCCCGGGCUGACGUCAACUGUGCCUUCUUCACUCCAUCAUCAAUACAGAUCCUCCGUCCCUCCCAGGUGCCGAUGCUAAGCACUGUUGUUUUGGCUGGGGAGAACGUCACUGAGAGUGUAGCUGAUCCCUGGACAAAGGGGCGCACGCUAAUCAACGGUUACGGACCGGCCGAAGCUACCAUCUGUGGCGUGGCGACAAUCUCCGACGAUGGAUGGAAACCGGGUGUGAUCGGCCGCAUAGUUGGGGGCGUUGGAUGGAUCACGCAGCCGUCCGACCCAUCCAAGUUGGCAGCUAUUGGCGCCAUGGGUGAGCUCCUCCUUGAAGGUCCCAUCCUCGCACGAGGGUACCUCAAUCGCCCCGAGGCAGACGCUGCUGCGUUUUUGUCCUGGCCCGACUGGAGGGUCAGUUUGCCCGGAAACACCGACAACGCCGACCGGCGUCUUUACCGCACGGGGGACUUGGUUCAGUAUCAGCACGACGGUUCCCUCCGCUAUAUUGGACGCAAGGAUACCCAGGUUAAACUGCGUGGUCAACGCAUCGAACUAGGCGAGGUUGAAACAACCCUGAAAAACGUAUUUCCUGGCGCAGUAGAGGUCAUGGCCGAUGUGAUCAAGUAUCCAUUGGCCCAGAACAAUACCCAGCUCAUUGCCGUCGUCAAGCAAGCCCAGGGAGCGUCGAACGGGCAAGGGAGUUUAGGGCCCAUUCUCGCACCUGCGGACGCGACUUUCCUACAAAGUGCGCAAUCGGCUCUGGCCCAGCUCAAGAUACUCUUGCCUACCUACAUGGUGCCGUCCGUUAUCAUCUCGGCUUUCCGGUUUCCUCAGGAUGUGCAGACAGUGACCAAGACGCUAUCUCAAGCCGAGCAGAAUGCCCCGGUUACUGGCUUUGUACCACCAACACGAUUUACCCUGGUCACCAACGUAGCGGCUGCGCAACACGUCCUACUGAUUAGGCUCUCACACGCCCAGUACGACGGAAUGUGCAUUCCAACCCUCUUUCAAGAUCUGGAAUCCCUUUGUAACCUUCCAGAAGCCGCUAUACAACAGACCGACUUCGAAGACUAUCUCGACGCGCGCCCCCACAGCCAGAACUCGGACAGCCUCGACUUCUGGAGCAACUACCUGCAGGGUUCUUCUAUGACCAGAUGGCCCAGUACUAGUAUCAAGAUCGAGACCGACGCGGUGACUCGUGGCCUUUCCGCACUGGAGCUUUCCGUCCAGGCCAUCCCUUCUGGUAUCACCGCAGCCACAUUGGUCAAGGCAGCAUCGGCCGUGGCCGUGUCCCGGCGGACCGGGACCACCGAUGUCGUUCUGGGCCAGACCGUGAACAACCGAAGCCUGCCCGUUGCAGGGAUCGACGGAAUCGUCGGGCCGUGCGUGAACUACGUUCCAUUUCGCGUGGCGAUCCAACCAUCCAUGACAGGACGAAUGUAUCUAGACCACGCGCAGCGCCAGUCCACGCGCAGUCUCGGGCACGAGUGGAUGGACCUGGACCAGAUCGUGCAACAGUGCACACAGUGGGAGUCUGGCAGUGGGUUCGGCUUCAUCGUCCAGCACCAGAAUAUCGAGCGAGACCUUGGCCUCUGCGUUGCGGGCAACAAGUCACAAGCGUUCUCAUCACCCGGCCGGCUUUAUCCGUCAUCGGAGGUUUGGAUCUGUUCAACGCCGACCUCGACCGGAUUAGACAUCGAGGUGAUCGCCUCUCCCCGUGUCUUGAAACCGGCUGUUGCCCAGAGCUUGUCGGAGGAAAUCUCCCAGGCGCUGCAGGAUCUUGUCAGUGGGGGGUUGGAUUGCCUGGUGGGGGAGACAUUGAGUAAUAGACUUGGGGGAAGUGUCAACCGAAAUGCCCGGGUCAAGCAGCAGUGA